Messenger RNA from Ictalurus punctatus (channel catfish), 3504 nucleotides. RefSeq lists its product as uncharacterized. The coding region runs from base 205 to 861 and encodes 218 amino acids. NCBI's taxonomy places the organism in Eukaryota, Metazoa, Chordata, Actinopteri, Siluriformes, Ictaluridae. The transcript is spliced from 6 exons. The record is from RefSeq and is a predicted model, not a curated record.
CCACAGCCUGAAGAUUUCACACAUAAAUAUGCAUGACAAGACCACAGCACCGCAAGACAGCCUCAUGGUCUCAGAACAAGAGCAGAUAUUUCUCUGUCUUCUGUAGUGUAAGAAGUUAAUGCAUGAAGAGAAUGAGCAGACUAGAGGAAGCGAAGGGCCGAAUCACAGUGGUGGUGAAGGUUUAAAUGGUGGAUCUACUCUGAGAUGAAGAUUCAUAAAUACACAGUCAUCGUCAUCAUCUUUAGCCUUUUCUGUCCUAUCACAGGUGUUACUGUCACCGAGAGGUCUGUGCAGGAGGGCGAGACGUUCAUCUUCCAUCUGCCGAAUAUAGAGUCUGGCAGAUCAGUCGAAUGGAAACAGAUGAAUAAACUGCUGGCCAUCAUUAGCCUGGACAACAACACAGUAAUAUUUCAGCAGGGACGCAGACAUCAGUUCAUGCAGAAUGGGUCAGUCGUCAUCAGAGAUGUCAAACAGGAAGACACCGGCAACUACACUUACAAUAUCAUAUUCAAAGACAAAAAAAUUCAAAGCCACAUCCUCUCACUUACCCUGUACUCAGAAACUACAGAACAGAGCCCUACUUAUAACUCCACAUUCAUUACAUCAGAAACUACAGAACAGAGCCCUACUUAUAACUCCACAUUCAUUACAUCAGUUCCUCCGGCUCUUAAUAAAGUGCAGAUCGUGAUUAUCAUCUCAUCACUCGGAAGUUUGCUUCUGCUUGGCGGUGUGAUAGUCAUCGUUUUAAAAUGCAGAAGGAAACGUCGGACUCAGGAGGAACCCAUUUACAGCAACAUGUAUUACAACACGAGGACAUGCAGAAAAAAGGUCACAGGUGACCAGAAGCAAACGAAAUCAUGAAAUUCAAUCAUUUUUCUUUAUACGUCUUUAUGACACUUAAAUGUUCAUAGCAUCUUGUAGGUUUGCAUGCAAGACCCGACCUGAAACAGAAACGUGUGCAUCUGUGGUUUUGGAGGCGGUUAUUUUAAGGGUCUGGUUCGUCUUUUGCAGUUGUCAGGAAAUUGUUUUACUUGCAUGUCUGCUGGGCACUGCAAACACAGCCCUCUUUUGUUCUCUUUUAUAUAUGUUGUAUCUACAAGAUGACUGUAUACUGGAUACUUUAAGACUUUCCAAAUGACUUUUUGUAAAGCAAAGACAAUCACACUUUAGAAUAGUAUGUACUUGUGGAUGUCUGUCUAUACUGUGAAAGAAAUAUGAAUCUUAUCUGUCUGAACUUAACCUAAUUUAGAGACUUUAAGGGUUCUUCAGGUGUCCCUCUGUGGGAAAGACAAAUACUGUAGAACCCUGCUUUGGAAGCACCCUAAAUUAUCCAAUGAACCUUUAAAGAAACCUUUGUUUUGUUUUUAAGAGUGUAUGUAGUAACUGUGUAAGUAUGUGGCGCAAAAUUCCAAAUCAUUGCUCUGUUUUUUGUUUGUUCUCAAAAAAAAAAAAAAGGCCUAGAAAUGCCUUUUUAUUUUUAUUUUUUAAUUUUUUUGGAAGCUACAGUAGGAAACCUUAAUUAUCCAUUGAACCCUUAAAGAACCCUUGAAGAAUCUAGAAGAAAACUGACUGAAUACUAAACCCCUGACUGGAUUGGUGCAUUAAGUAGAAAAUAAUAUAGCACAAUGUGGAGUUUGUACCACAAUCUUACCUCGUUAUUACAUACAGUACACGCGCUCUGAGAAACAAAGGGUUCCUCGGGGGUUCUUUCAGGGUUUAAUGGAAAAUUAAGGGCUCUGUUUUCUUCUUUUGUUUUGUUUUUUUGUUUUUUUUAGAUGUUAGUGAGUUUGUAAAGUGAAACUCACACAUUAGUGCGAGUUGUACUUCUGUAGCACUCACGCUACACUGAUGUGUUCAAAACAAAUAGAAUUGUGCCUGUAAGAGAAUAAGAUAAACACUGGAUUUAUGACUGAAGCGUAAAAUCCAAAAAGUCCAUGUAAAUUUACAACAAUGAAUUGUUUAUUCUGUCAUUUUUGACAAAUGAAAACUUUUUUUUUUUGUGGCAGAUCGCAUGCUUUAGAAAAUGUAGGUGUUUUGUAAACGUUUUCAUUUUAAUAUGUAAUAGUUCAUUUUAACAUAGGGUUAGGGUUAGGGUUAGGUUUAGGGUCUAACACUAACCCUAACCCAGCACGUCUGUAUUACAUAGGAAAAAAACACACUCACUAUGUACGUGAGGUAAAACAUCACCUCAUUAUAGCGUCAUGAAUGAUUGCACACCCCUAUAUUUUGCUUGCCUGGAAACCUAAUUUUUUUUAUCGAAUCAUUUAAGGAUCGCUAGUUAAGUGCAUUAAUACAGUGUAAAGAAAUAAAUGUUGUGUUCAAAACAAACGUACAGUUUUAUGCAAAAGUUUGGGCACUCCUGGGCAAAUUCAGUAAUUGAGGCAUGUCGCAAAAGUUCCGCUUGUAAGGUCUCAGAACUUGAGCUUGUUAGGCCUUAAUUAUCUGAUUGGGAUUAACUGUUAGCCAGGUCGAGACUUGUCAUUAGUAAUAACAAUUCCGUCGUCAUAACUCUUCAAACUACCCCGGGCUCCUCUAAGCAGCUGACUGAGCACCUGAAAAUCAAGCUAUUUUAGUUGAAGCCUACAAAACGGAGGAAGGCUAUAAAAUGUUUCUAGCUGAAAUGUCAUUAAUAAAUGGUGGUUAAGAAGAACUUUCGAAGUCAAAGUAAGAGUUGGAAGACUAAAAAAAAAUUCAAAUAAAACUCAGAUAAAACUGCCAAUAUGCAAAUCCUCCAAUGGCAAUAAAGACUUGCAGGAAGGUUUAUCUGACCCAGGAGUGGUAGUGCACAUUUCUACUCAGAUCGUAUUUUGCAGUUGUGGUAGCAAAAUAUGAUCUGAAUGGAAGAGUUUUCAGAAUGAAACCUUGCCUCUGAUCUCAUCACAAAUAUCAAUCUCGGAGGUAUGCAGAAAAGAAAGCCCAAUGCGUUUUGGAAACAAGUCCUAUAGACUGAUGAAGUAAAAACAGAAGUAUUUGGCCACAGUGACUAAAACGGUGGAUCGGUUAUGCUUAGGGGUUGUGUGGCAGCCAGCGGAAUAGGAAACAUUGCACAAGUAGAAGGAAGAAUGGAUUCCAGUAAAUUCCAGCUAAUUCUGGAAGGAAAUGUGACACAAUCUGUAAUGUCACUGAAUCUGAAAAGAGACUGACUUCUAUAACAGCACAAAACAUGCUUCAAAAUCCACCAUUUCAGACAAAAGGAAGACUUUUAACCUGUAAACAGGAUAUAGCAGACCACCUGUCUUAGAAAGUCUAGUGUAGGUGUUAUAAAAACAUAAAAGUGUGUCUGCACUCAUAAAUAGCUUCUCCACCCACAAUGACUGGUAACACACACACACACACACACACACACACACACACACACACACACACACACACACAGGCAGGCCUCCUCUAACUGUGUGACCAAAAACCACCAAGUGCACAAGGUUCAAUAAGAGACCAGUGUUUACACUGGAUUAUGCAAGAUCUUUCCAACCUUCUUGGCUAAAUAAAGAGUUUUUAUUAAUA